Molecule: messenger RNA, 1565 nt
Organism: Hippopotamus amphibius kiboko
Lineage: Eukaryota; Metazoa; Chordata; Mammalia; Artiodactyla; Hippopotamidae
Gene: SAG
Product: S-antigen visual arrestin
Exons: 15
Coding region: 58-1182 (374 amino acids)
Biological process (GO): signal transduction; G protein-coupled receptor internalization
Cellular component (GO): photoreceptor outer segment; photoreceptor inner segment
Molecular function (GO): G protein-coupled receptor binding
Source: RefSeq, a predicted model, not a curated record
CACCUGACAUACACCCCAAGGUGGAAUAAACUGAAUAAACUGCCAGGAACAGAUAACAUGGCAGCCAACACGCAGGCCAGUAAGUCUACACCAAACCACGUUAUCUUCAAGAAGAUCUCCCGGGACAAAUCGGUGACCAUCUACCUGGGAAAGAGAGACUAUAUAGACCAUGUGGAACAAGUAGAGCCUGUGGAUGGUGUUGUGCUGGUGGAUCCUGAGCUCGUGAAGGGAAAGAGAGUGUACGUCUCUCUGACCUGCGCCUUCCGCUACGGCCAGGAAGACAUCGACGUGAUGGGCCUGAACUUCCGCAGGGACCUGUACUUCUCCCAGGUCCAGGUGUUCCCUCCUGUGGGGGCCUCGGGCACCACUACAAAGCUGCAGGAGAGCCUGAUCAAGAAGCUGGGGGGCCACACAUACCCCUUCCUGCUCACGUUUCCUGACUACUUGCCCUGUUCGGUGAUGCUGCAGCCGGCUCCGCAAGACGUGGGCAAGUGCUGUGGGGUCGACUUCGAGGUCAAAGCCUUUGCCACACACAGCACAGAUAUGGAAGAGGACAAAAUUCCUAAGAAGAGCUCCGUGCGUUUGCUGAUCCGGAAGGUACAGCAUGCGCCGCGUGAGAUGGGUCCCCAGCCCCAGUCGGAGGCCUCCUGGCAGUUCUUCAUGUCUGACAAGCCCCUGCAUCUCGCCGUCUCCCUCAGCAAAGAGAUCUAUUACCAUGGGGAACCUAUUCCUGUGACCGUGACCGUGACCAAUAACACAGAGAAGACUGUGAAGAAGAUUAAAGUGCUAGUGGAACAAGUGGCCAAUGUGGUUCUCUACUCGAGUGAUUAUUACAUCAAGCCGGUGGCCGCGGAGGAAACACAGGAAAAAGUGCCACCAAACAGCACUUUGACCACGAUGCUGACGCUGGUGCCCUUGCUGGCUAACAACCGCGAGAGGAGGGGCAUCGCCCUGGACGGCAAAAUCAAGCACGAGGACACGAACCUUGCCUCCAGCACCAUCAUAAAGGAGGGCAUAGAUAAGACCGUCAUGGGGAUCCUGGUGUCUUACCAGAUCAAGGUGAAGCUCACGGUGUCAGGCCUUCUGGGAGAGCUCACCUCCAGUGAAGUGGCCACUGAGGUGCCGUUCCGCCUCAUGCACCCCCAGCCUGAGGACCCAGAUAUGGCCAUGCAAAGUGCCUGACUUAAGCAUCCACUUCAAAGAGGCAUCCACUUCAGUGAUGGCUCUCUCCAAUAAGCACAUUGCCAGCCACAGGACUAGAUCAGAGCCAGGCCGGCUCUCCUUCUCCUUUGUUUUAGAGAUUUUUGGUCGAUUUCAGUAGCAGCCCAUUUGAGCCACUUGUGUUUUUUGUCUUUCUGCGCUUUAAAUUCCCACUCUUCUGCUUUAAAUUCACCAAUAAAGAGUGAGCCCUUGAAACCCUAGGCCCCCACCUUCAACCCCCCUAAAGGCAGAACCCCAGGCCUGUGCGGUACGCUCUCUCUCCCUCUCCACCCGUGAUCUUGCUGUGUGGCCCCAGGUGUGCUGUGUAAUUUCCAGGUCCUGUAAGUAAUAAAUCUUUAUUUUCU